UUUCACCAUACUGUUUUACAGUAUUUUAAUUUGUAGGUAUAUGAUUAACAGUCAAAAAUGUGAUUUAAUUAGAUUAGUGCAAGUACAUUAAAAGUGUAUCGGUUGAAUGUAGGUGAGAUCACUUAAAACUGCGCAAUGUCGGGUGAGAACGACACCCUCAAGAAGGAGGUCCAACUUCCGGAGGACCUCGAAGACGACCUUAUCCGGGAGGUCUUGAAUUCUGGCACGGAUCUUCGUCAGUAUUCGGCCCAAAUUGAAAAGGAGCUCCAGGAAGUCGAGAACAAGUCCAUUCAGGAUUACAUGAAGGAGAGCGAAAACAUUGCCAGCUUGCACAAUCAAAUUGCAGCCUGCGACAACAUCUUGGAGCAAAUGGAGUCGAUGCUCAUGGGCUUUCAGUCUGAUUUGGGAAGUAUAAGCGAGGAAAUUCUUCACCUUCAGCGAAAGUCAAUUACCAUGAGCCAACAGUUGACCAAUAGGCAGGGCAUCAGAGGACCACUGAGUCAGUUCAUCGAGGACAUAUCAGUUUCGGAUGAUCUCAUAGCAGGGAUUAUGGACAGUCUCGUGGUUGAGCCGGAAUUUGUAACGAAUCUCGAGAUACUCAGUCACAAAAUCAAUUUCGUAAAAGAACAGAGCUUCAAAGAUACAAAAAGCUGCAAUGAUGUCAAAGAUACACUGGAAAAACUAAAGUUGAAGGCAAUGGCAAAGAUCAGAACUUAUCUUCUGGAGCAAAUAUACAAAUUUAGAAAACCCAUGACCAAUUUUCAAGUGCCACAGAACAACAUGUUGAAAUUUAAAUUAUUUUUUGAAUUCAUUCUUGCUAACGAAAGAAACAUUGCCGAGGAAAUAUGUGGAGAGUACAUUGAUACAAUGGGAAAAAUAUACUACUCUUAUUUCAAAUCUUACUCUUCGAGGUUGAAAAAGUUGCAGUUUGAUGAAAGUCCUUCCAAAGAUGAUUUGAUGGGAGUAGAAGACACUGCAAGCAGAGGUCUUUUCCACAAAUCUCAUUUGAAACAUAGAGGAACUGUUUUCUCGAUUGGUACUCGGGGUGAAGUCUUGUCUUCCCAGUUAGAAGCUCCUAUAAUAGUGCCUCACACUGCGUCAAAAACAAAAUAUCACUAUGAAGCUCUUUUUAGAAGUGAACAGUAUGCUGUUGUUGAUAAUGGAUGUCGUGAGUAUUUGUUCUUGACUGAAUUUUUCAAACUAAGAGGACCUCAAGCUUUAGACAUUUUUAAUCAAGUCAUGGGGAAAACAUUGAGUCUACUGUUGAAAAAUUUACAAUUAUUUGUCGAUACCUCUUACGAUUGUAUAGCAUUGUUCUUAUGCUUACAUCUCGUUAUGAGGUACCAACUAAUGUGCCACAAGAGAGUAGUACCAGCACUUGAUAAGUAUUGGGACAAUAUGACUUCAGCUAUUUGGCCAAGAUUUGAAUACGUUUUUCGAAUGAACAUUCAAAGUAUCAAGGAGUGCGAUCCAAUGAAAUUUACUCGAGAAACCGGGCCCCACUAUAUUACUAGACGUUAUGCCGAAUUCAGUGCAGCCAUGAUUGGCGUUGGUGAAGGUUUCCCUUGCGAAGGUGCUACUCAACUGUUAGCUGAAUUAAGAGAAGCCGUUCAGUGUUUCUUACUUAGAAUGGCUGCAGUCUUCCCUCAGAGAACUCGACAGCUUGUUUUUCUCAUCAACAACUAUGACCUUGUUCUUGGUGUUCUCAUGGAAAGAACGAGAGACAAUUCAAAAGAGGCUGAAAGUUUUCGUGAACAAAUGAAUGCGAGAUCAGCCGAGUACGUUGAAGAAAUUUUGAGUCCUCAUUUUGGUGGAAUCAUCCAAUUGGUCAAGGAGUCGGAAGUACUGAUAGAGAAAGGACAAACCGAAGAUCUAAAGAGACAGGAAGGUAAAGCUCUCGCUCUUGUUCAAUCUUUUACAAAUAAUUGGAAACGAGCAUUGGAGGAAAUAAACCGCGAGGUGGUGAAGUCGUUUCCCAGUCUUCUUUUAGGUACCUCGCUGGUUCAGCGAGCCAUGACUCAACUCGUUCAAUACUACCACCGAUUCCAUAAAAUCUUACCUGCCAAUGCUCGACCACAAUUAACCAAUAUCCAUCACAUUAUGGUCGAAAUUAAAAAAUACAAGACAAACUAUUAAUCAAUUGCCCUCCCCUAUCCGUAAUUUAUACACAUAAUUUUACAUAUCCGUAUUUUAUACGAAUAAUUCUAUAUUUUUAAUUAACUUGAAAAAACUUAGCAGUAUUGUCAUGCCUACGUCCACUAGAGAUUUGAUUUAUUUGUAUGAUUUUCAUUUCGCAUGUUCGCGCUUUGAAAGUUGUCCUAGAAAUGUUGUUAAAAAGCUACAAAAAAAUAACCGUAUUAAGUUGUAAUGGAUUUAUAAUGAAUUCCGGAUGUUAGGUAAAACUCUGCUUUUUAUACAUGCGUCACUAACAGUUAUUAGUUGAGCUACAAAAAAUUAUGUAUUAUUUAGUAG
This is a messenger RNA of Copidosoma floridanum, 2472 nucleotides long. RefSeq names its product vacuolar protein sorting 52 (gene Vps52). Gene Ontology annotation, cellular component: GARP complex. Gene Ontology annotation, molecular function: syntaxin binding. Lineage: Eukaryota; Metazoa; Arthropoda; Insecta; Hymenoptera; Encyrtidae. Gene Ontology annotation, biological process: lysosomal transport; Golgi to vacuole transport; endocytic recycling. The record is from RefSeq and is a predicted model, not a curated record.